Molecule: messenger RNA, 1632 nt
Organism: Trichomonas vaginalis G3
Lineage: Eukaryota; Parabasalia; Trichomonadida; Trichomonadidae
Product: regulation of protein catabolic process
Exons: 1
Coding region: 1-1632 (543 amino acids)
Biological process (GO): proteasome-mediated ubiquitin-dependent protein catabolic process
Cellular component (GO): nucleus; proteasome regulatory particle, base subcomplex; proteasome storage granule
Source: RefSeq, a predicted model, not a curated record
AUGUACGCUGGAGUUGGCGAUGAUAAUUUCUUCAGAGUCAAUUUGAACUGGUUUAUCACGACACGUAAGUGGGCUCAGUUCACAACCGCCGCUGCAGUCGGAGCCAUCCAUGUUGGCCACCUAGAAGACGCUCUAAAAGUUCUGACAUCUUUUUUGGUCAAAGAAGCUCCCGAACAUGUCACAGGCGGUGCCAUUUAUGCUCUUGGCCUCAUCUAUGUCAACUACAGAUGGGACAAAGCCAUUCUCAACAUUGUUACAGAGAAAUUAGAAUCAUCCUCUCAGAAAACAUCGUACGAUCAGACCAACAAGCCUCUAUAUGUCAUCCAGCAUGGUGCAUGUCUUGCUCUUGGCCUCAUCUCCCUCGGCAGCCGCGAUACUUCUCAUUAUAAUUUAUUAUUAAAAGUUAUAAGGGAAGAUCAUCCCGAACCAGGUGAAGCUGCCGGAUACGCUCUUGGCAUGGUCAUGCUCGGCAGUGGCAGCCAGGAAACCAUUGACGAGAUGAUCAGAAUCUGCGAAAACACCGAACACGAGAAAAUCAUGCGAGGCAUUGCGAUGGGCCUUGGAUUUGUCCUCUACGGAUGCGGCGCCAGAGCAAACGACACUAUCCAGCGAAUGCUCGACAGCAGGCAGCCUCUCAUGCGCGAAGGAGCUGCAUGGAUCAUCGCACUCGCAAACAUAGGAAAUGCUUCAAAUGACGCUUUGCAAAAACUUCUUAAUAUCGCUGUGAGUGAUGUAAACGAUAAUGUUAGAAGAGCGGCUGUCAUUGGCAUUGGAUUUGUUUUGUCUCGUCGUCCAAAGGAAGUUCCCUCAAUGAUCAACCUCUUGGCGCAGAGCUACCACGCACACGUGAGGGCAGGAGCGGCACUUGCAAUCGGAAUUUCAUGCGCUGGAACAGGAAAUUCAGAGGCAAUUGAAGUGUUGAAACCGCUUUUGAACGAUAACGAAGAUGCUGUUACACAGAAUGCUAUGAUAGCCAUGGCCAUGGUCUUGAUGCAGCAGAGUGAUGCGAGAGUCCCGUACGUCAAGGAGUUCAGGACAUUCUUGAGACAGAUGACAUCGAGAAGGCGCCAGGAAAUGCUUAUUUUCGGUACUUGCUGCGCUUGGGGAAUUUUAAACGCUGGAGGAAGAAAUGUUGUCAUUUCUUGCAACUCAUUGCGUGGUGAGAACUCUGUAUCUGCAACAGUGGGUCUUGCAAUGUUCUGCAACCACUUCUUCUGGCAUCCACUAGCUCUAAUGCUGCCUCUUUCAUUCCAUCCAACUUCAAUAAUCGGUUUGGAUGAAAAUUUGAAUGUUGUAAACUGGAGAAUGAGGUGUAAUGCUCCUAAAGCUGAUUUCGACUACCCACCUGACUUCCAGGAGGAGUCGAAGAAGCAAAUGGCAAUGCCUGUGAAGCUAUCAAUUUCUGGGCAACAGACUCAACAACAACAACAGUUUUUCGAUGAAUCAGAUUCUGAUAAAAGUGACGAAAAAAGUGACGAAGAAGGAGACAAGAACUGCCAGAUCAUCGAGAAUAUGAGUAGAGUAACACUGUCACAGCUCCCGUAUAUCGAUAUAGAAUACGAAAAGAGCUAUACACCAAUAAUUGGCCAUGUGACUCAUGGAUUUAUCAUGUUAAAGAAGAAUACUAAAUAA